Notothenia coriiceps (black rockcod) is the source of this 3588-nucleotide messenger RNA. RefSeq names its product histone-lysine N-methyltransferase 2C-like. Gene Ontology annotation, molecular function: histone H3K4 methyltransferase activity; transcription coactivator activity. Gene Ontology annotation, cellular component: MLL3/4 complex. The transcript is spliced from 16 exons. The annotation marks the transcript as partial. The record is from RefSeq and is a predicted model, not a curated record. NCBI's taxonomy places the organism in Eukaryota, Metazoa, Chordata, Actinopteri, Perciformes, Nototheniidae. Gene Ontology annotation, biological process: positive regulation of transcription by RNA polymerase II.
UAGAGUACGCCGAAGCGUCAUCCUCAAGUUAAUUUAGUGAUAUUUGAUAGGAAUUUCGCAGUUCGGCCACUGUUGAAAGCGAAAUGUUGUUUUUGGGAAGCUAGUGUUUGUUUUUACAUGUCUUUGGAGGCGGUUGUUACUGCGUGGCAAGCUGGCUGCGAGAGUCUCCUAUCUGGCCGCUUGGUCCCGCAGCUUGUCGAUGCUGAAGAAAAUAGAACCAGUUGCCAACCAAGCGGUCGGCACCCAACAUUUGCUCUGCGCGUCGCUGUAUAUUCGCUGAUGAUUCACAUUUAAAGUUUGAUUUACAGGGUGCUGACUUUUGCAGCUGCUUGGAUUUUGGCUUGUUUAUACGUUAAUGGUACAAUUGUUUUGCCGUAGACUUGGGUGGCUAACACCAACUAGCUAUAUAACCCGAACUCGUGCGACGACAGCUGUCAUUGGAGAAAGGAAAGUGAUCCCCACAAAUGUGUGUGCAAGUGAAGCGGUUUUCUGUUGGAUUUACAUCAUCUGCCUUUCCAUCAAAUGGGCAAAGUUGGGAAUAACAUUGCAACGUUGGAAUAUAAUGAUAUGCGUGAUGCAUUUUUGAGAACUGCGGUGUUGCUUCAUUGGAGAGAGGCUAGCUAGCUCCAUUAGCUUGCUAGCUAGCUGGGUGAUAAAAGUGCGACGUUUCAUCCCCCGGUAUUUUGGAUAUGAAGAGGAUACUUCGCUAUUCAUAGGGCUGGAAGAAUGUCAUCAGAGGAUAAGACUGUGGAACCCUCUGACCAGGGACCCUCACCGCCCUCCAGCAGUGUCGGGGCCACGUCCACAGGAAGUCCUGCCCACGCAGACAAACGACCACGUGGAAGGCCGCGCAAGGAUGCUGCUGUCAUCCUACCGCAGGCGCCACUCUCAUCCACGUCUAAGAACAAAAAGAAGGGUCGCACCAGAGGGAGGGUUGUUGUGGAUGACGAGGACAGCAUGGAUGGAACGGAGAUAACAGAGUCCAUAGGCCCUCAGGACACAGAUACAUCAAUUCAGCCAGAAGAAAGUAUGGAAGUGUUGGCCACUGAGGCGUCAGAGGAGGACAAGCCCUCUUCUCCUCGGGCCGACAGCCCCCCAGCCGACCCUUCUGCCGGAUCAUCUGUCCCAGCGAGUAGAGAAGACAAAAGCAGUGAGCGUCUCUGUGCCUUCUGUUACUGCGGUGGCCGUAGCCUGCUGGGUCAGGGGGAUCUGCAAGUAUUCAACACCACGCCUCAGCUUGAAGCACUCUUCAGCCACAAGGGUGGAGAAGGCUCGGCGAGCGAAAGCAGUGAUGGUGAAAAAACCACUCAGCCAAAAAUGGCCGGAGAGACCACCUCAGGACAGAGGGAAAAGACAAAUGGGUCUGAAGGCUGCGAGGAGGAACCAGACCCAGCCAGUCGAUUUUGGGAUGAACUUUCUCAUGUCGGCCUUCCACAAAAUCUUAACGUCCAGUCUCUCUUCGAGUCAGGGCAAUGCUGGGCACAUCAGAGUUGUGCCUUGUGGUCCGAGGGUGUUUGUGAGGGCGAGGGACAAUCUCUGCUUAAUGUGGACAGAGCCAUUGACUCAGGGAGCACAAAGCACUGUGCAUACUGUAAGCGCCUUGGAGCAUCCGUUAAGUGCUGUGCUGAAGGAUGUGCUCAACUCUACCAUUUCCCCUGUGCGGGGGCAGCUGGGACAUUUCAGGAUAUCAGGAGUCUCUCGCUACUCUGCCCAGAACACAUUGAACUGGCCAUUCACAAAUUUGUAGAUGAUGUAAAUUGCGCGCUGUGUGAUAGCCCAGGGGACCUACUGGACCAGCUCUUCUGCACCAGUUGCGGUCAGCAUUACCACGGGAUGUGCCUGGACAUGGCCGUGACCCCUCUAAGGAAGGCAGGUUGGCAAUGCCCUGAGUGCAAAAUCUGCCAGACAUGCAAGAACCCAGGAGAGGACACUAAAAUGCUGGUGUGUGACAUGUGUGACAAAGGCUACCAUACCUUCUGUCUGCAACCUGCUAUAGACACGCUUCCCACCAACGGAUGGCGAUGUAAGAACUGCAGAGUCUGCAUCCAAUGUGGAACACGAACCAGCGGGCAGUGGCACCACACCAGCCUGCUGUGUGAGAACUGCGUCCAAAACCAGGACCCGGCUCUGUGCUGUUCAAUGUGUGCCUGCAUCCUGGACCCUGAGCAUCACAAAGACUUACUCUUCUGCCAAACUUGUAAAAGAUGGCUACACCUGGAGUGCGAGCGUCAGAACUCAGGCCAAACAGACAUCCAACCCAGAGAGGACUAUGUUUGUUCCAACUGCAAGUGUCCUGCUGCAGAGCAGACGCUACAGGCAGAGGAUAUGGACACCGGCCCAGAGCUCAGCCCUCAGCCAGCCUCCAUGCACACAGACUCUGAGACUGGUCUACAGCUGGCUCUAAAGCACACAGACCUAGAACCUGGCACUGCGCGGUCUCCUGAAAUGCACAAUGACCCCAAACCGGAAUUACUUGCUGUUCCAUUGCACUCGGAUCCAGAGCCUGAUCAGGCUACCGUCCAGGAGGAGAAGCUGGCCACGUCAGCCCAGAAGCCUGAAGUCUCAGUGGGAGCAGACGUUGAGGAGCAGGUUACUGAACCGUCUGUCUACAAAAUCCUAACAGAAUUCAAACAAGAGACAGAACCAGCAGCGAGGACCCCACUUACAUCUUCAGAGAGUCCUUCGUCUUCACAGACUCCCAGCCAGGAGUCUUUUCCAGCCCUGCUCUCUAUGGAGGCACUACAGACACAGGGCGCCACGUUACAAAUCAAACCAGCAAAGACAGAGGCCUGCUCCGAGGAGGGCAUGGCCGACCCCAGCACAAAGGAUUUUAAGGCCAUCAUCUCAACCACCAAAGAACCGAGUACUGCAUCAGUACCUUUCACGGACCAACCAAUGGUAGUCUCGCUACUUCAGCCUUCGAGUAUGGAUGUAGUCAGGGCUUCGUUCCUGGAAUCUGCUCCAGAAGAACUUAACAAGGAGAGGACGGAGGGUGUUUUUCACAUGGCAGAGACUGUUGAGCCCUCAGCCUCUAGUACACCAGAAGAGAUGUACACUACACUGGAGAGCAAUCUGUCCUUUCCCGGCCUGCCUUCAGAGGACAAACCACUCAAGACAUCUGUGGAAAGGUUGGUGGAAAUGGUUUCCUCUCCUUGCCACUCGUCCCCCCUGGCUCGAGGGACAUCUCCCAGAGAACUACCCCAUACCCAGAUCGUAGCUUCAAUGGGUGACCACAGCUGUGUAAUACCCACCACCACCACCCUCAUACCACUCACCCCUAAGAUUGGAAUGGGGAAACCAGCCAUCACAAAGAGGAAGUUUUCUCCUGGGAGGCCACGGGUGAAGCAGGGUGCAUGGAGCCCCCAUAGCAGUGUGAGCUCUCCCUUGUCCUGGUCGCCAGACCAGCAAGAGGGGUGGGACGUCCCAAAGACCAGGCAGUCCUCUGGCAGCCCCAGCUGGAGCAUCAGAGUGGGUCGAGGCUCAGGCUUCCCUGGGAGGAGGCGGCCCCGAGGGGCUGGUCUGUCAGGCAGAGCAGGACGUGGACGGGCCAGAGGCAAGAAUGGAGUGAGUCCCGGAAUGAACCCUGGG